UGGUGGCUAUGUGCGGCACGGGGCCAGCACGUCUAGUCAGCUCAAAGUGCCACGACUUCACAGCAGACCAGGAAUUCGCCAGCAGAGUGAGAGGAAGAGUACGGGAAAAAAAAACCCAAGUCAACCUGAUAGCUGGAUAAAUAGGUAGCUUUGCACAGAAGUCACUUCAUCUAAUAGUCAACGCUUUUGCCCUCUCUCCGUUCCCUUUGAAGCAAGCAGACGUAGCUACAUCACCAGCGAGGUUAACUGAAAUUGAACAAUGGAUAUCUAUGACCCUCAGACCCUUGGGAUAAUGGUGUUUGGUGGAUUCAUGGUGAUCUCUGCUGUUGGGAUUGUUCUUGUCUCUACCUUCUCCAUGAAGGAAACCUCUUAUGAAGAGGCCCUGGCUAAACAACGCAGAGAGUUGGGUAACAUGCAGUCUUCUCGCUCUGAGAAAAAGAAGAAGGACAAGGUAGCUGAGAAGAAGAGCCGUGGAAAGAAGAAAGAGGAAAAGCCCAAUGGAAACAUCCCAGAGCAGGAAAAAACUGAAAAUGCUGCUGAAGCCGAAACCAUCAUUGAACCUGCCAGUGCCCCAGGUGUAGCUACUGCUCCUCCUCCUCCUCUUCCUCCUCCUGUCCCUGAACAUGUCCCUGCUUUUGAGGUUAAACCAGCUUCAACUCCAGCGCCACCAGACACACAAACCAAAGCUGCUGCUAAAGUAAGCCCUGCUCUCACUGAGCCCUCCCCUGCACCUUCACCUAAAGAGAAAAAAAAGAAGAAGUUGGCUAAGUCCGAACUAGCUUCUACCCAAGCAGCUCCACUCGUAUCUGCCCCUGAACCAGUCAAGUCCUCUGCAGUCCCUGCAUCAACCCAGGCCCCUGUGUCUGCUCCACCGGCCAAGUCGGCCCCGGCCAAGUCGGCCCCUGCCAAGUCGGCCCCUGCCCCUGCACCCGCCAAGUCUACUGCAGCUCCAGUAGACUUGGGUGUCUAUGUGGUGGACUAUGUCACUAACGAUGUCCCAGUGAUGGCAGUGCCCCCUGUGGGAUUGCAGCAGGCUCCUACUGUUGUUGUAAAAGCACAGGAGCCAAAGAGGAAGGCCUCCAAGAAAAAAACUGAGCCUGUGGCAGUGGUAGAUUCUGCUGAUGCUCCCCUCUACCUGCCCUACAAGGCUCUGGUAUCCACCAUCAGCAGCAUGGUGUUCAGUGAGGGAGAGGCUCAUAGGCUCAUCGAGAUCCUGUCUGAGAAAGUCGGCAUCAUUCAGGACACCUGGCACAUGGCUACUCAGAAAGGAGACCCAGUGGCUAUGCUGAAGAAACAACUGGAGGAGAGGGAGAAACAACUAGCAACAGAACAAGAGGAUGCUUCUGCAGCAAAGAACCGUCUAAGAGAGCUCACCAAGGAGCUGUCUGCAGAGAAGUCCAAGGUGGUCAGCGUGGAGGCGAGGCUGAGCUCCCAGCUGAGUAAGAAGGAACAAGAAAUGAUUGCCCUGCAAGCUCGCAUGCAGGCCAGUUACCAAGACCAUAUAGCCCAGACCCAGAGGCUUAAUGCAAAGGUAAUUAGCCUGCAAGACCAGCUGGAAAAGGGCCCCAGUGCCCAACUUGCUCGUCUCCAGCAAGAGAACUCCAUUCUCCGUGAUGCCCUCAACCAAGCCACUAGUCAGGCUGAGAGCAAACAGAAUGCGGAGCUGGCCAAGCUACGUCAGGAAUGCGCUAAGUUAACCAAGGAACUCGGAGAGAAGACAGAAAGUGGGCAUGCUGAGGAGCACAUCAGGAAAGGGCUGGAGGCCAAGAUCUCAGCUACUGAGAAGCAACUCUCCCUGCUACAGGUCAGCCAUGCGGAGAGCGAGCAGGCAUUACAGAGGAGACUGGAGGAGGUGUGUGAGGAGCUCAGAACAACACAGAGUAGAAAUAGCAGUCUGCAAGCCACUUUGGAAAAGGCCCAGCAGGACAGCAGUGCACUCUCAGAAUUUCAAGUGCACGUGGGGGGAUUGGAGGCUAAGAUCAGGGAGCGCUCGGCUCAGGUGGAUGCCCUCACUGCCCAGCUGGAGGAGACUCAGGCAGAGAAAAGCCAGCUUGUACAGCAGGUGGCCUCCAUCAACUCACUGCUGGAGGCCAGUCAGAGCAAGGCAGAGGAACAAACCAACCAGGUGAAUAUAGGAGAGCUGGAACAGCUAAAGAUAAGCCUUCAGGAGAGAGACAGCCAAUUGAAUGCUCUUCAUGAAGAUCUAAAACAGCUGCAGAUGAAGCAGGAAGCUGCCGAGAACACUAUCAUUGAACUUGAGCAAAGAAAUAAAAGGGAGGAUGCCAGUCUUAUCGCAUCACUUCAGGAUGAACUUAAGACUCUCAAAGAAGAGAUGGUGCAACUUAAGAGCAUGCCACAGUCAGAUAGGUCCGAAGAGCUCAGACAACUACAGAACAGUCUGUCUGAGAAGGAUGCCAUUGUUACAUCACUACAAGAGGAGUUGAGGGAACUGAGAGAAAAGACAACCAAUGACGCACAGAGCACCAUGUCACAGCUGACAGCUUUUCAAACCGAAACCAAAGAACUUCUCCAGACUCUGUUCCCACAGAUACCCUUAGACACAGAGCAGUCCAAGUGGUUGCAAGUAUUUACACAGAAAGCUCAGGAAUCUCUGAGCCAGCAGAGCCAGGAGUCUCAGUCAAACACAGCAUUGCUGGAGCUGCUUGAGAAACUGAAGGAGGCUGAGGAGAGCCAUGGCUCCCUUCAGGCUGAAUGUGACCAGUACAGGACAGUCCUAGCUGAAACGGAAGGAAUGCUGAAACAUCUACAGAAAAGUGUGGAGGAGGAAGAGCUGGUAUGGAAGUCCAAGAUGGCUGACUCAGAAGAACAGUUGAGGGCGGCUUUGGACAAAGUCAGUAAGAUGGAGGCAGAAAACCUAAGUAUAGAACAGUUGAAGGAGCAAAUGAUGCUUCUGGAAGCCCAACUGGAGAAGCAGUCAAACAACCAGGGGACCUCAGAGGAGAUGGAGCAGCUGAAGCUGCAGCUGUCACAGUGUCAGAGCCAGCUGGAUUUGGCCCAGAAGGAGGCCCAGGCACAUAAGGAGGAGCUUGCACAGGUCAGAGAGCAGCUGGGUGAGAUCACGAUGCUGGCUCAGCAAGAACACAAUGGUCCAACUCAGGCUCAACCCAGUCAGAUCCAGAAUGAGCUGAGUCAGACAACUGAGAAACUGCACAGGGAGGCGGCUCAGAGGCAGCAGUUCUCAGAAGAGUUUGAGCAGGCCCAGAAGACUAUAACAGAACUCCAGGCUCAGCUGGAUCUGCUGAAGGACUCUGCAGAGUCACCACAGUCUGAGACAGAAGAUGUUGUUCAGCUCAAGGAGCGCCUGGAGAAGGAGAAGAAGCUGUCCAAAGAUCUGGGCCAGGCAGCCACAAAGCUCCAGCAGCUUCUCAAGGCUUCUCAGGACCAGCUAACUAAAGAGAGAGAUACGGUGAGAACACUACAGGAGCACCUGGAAGGCAAGGGACAGUAUGUGGCGCUGAAGGAAGGAACAUCUGUCUGAGAGGAAAUUUACAGUGGACACUAUACAAAACUGCCAAAUAUGCCUUAUGAUUUCCAUAGUUUUUCAUUCCAAAACUUUUUUUUUCCUCUUGUACUGUAGGUGAUUGCAUUUGUUGCAACUCUAAGAAUCAUGUUUGGUACUAUGAGCAUUUCAAAGUGUGAUUAGAGGAGAGAAUCCUGCAAAUUUAAAAAAAAAAAAUCCACAUUCUUUCAGCAAUUCUGGCUAUGUCAGAAGCUAUUUAUCCCCAUGUCUUAUAUUCCAAACAUUUGCAUAGUUCAGUGUUAAAAGGGAAACCUGUGCAAUUACUUUGUAUGUCUUUUCUAUGUGGUUGAAUGAUGGGAGCGUUUUAUGUUUCGACAAUGCAUUUCCUUUGUGGCCUGCUUUCCUCUGUAGCUGGCUGCCAGUAACACACAUUGACUUUCAAUUGGUAUGAAUGAAUAAACUACUGUGGAGCUCC
Molecule: messenger RNA, 3956 nt
Organism: Monopterus albus (swamp eel)
Lineage: Eukaryota; Metazoa; Chordata; Actinopteri; Synbranchiformes; Synbranchidae
Gene: rrbp1a
Product: ribosome binding protein 1a
Exons: 28
Coding region: 260-3499 (1079 amino acids)
Biological process (GO): protein transport
Cellular component (GO): endoplasmic reticulum membrane
Source: RefSeq, a predicted model, not a curated record